Molecule: messenger RNA, 633 nt
Organism: Ordospora colligata OC4
Lineage: Eukaryota; Fungi; Microsporidia; Ordosporidae
Exons: 1
Coding region: 1-633 (210 amino acids)
Source: RefSeq, a predicted model, not a curated record
AUGUAUGAGGAGCUUUUGAAUUUUUUGUUGGCAAAAAAGAAGAGACUAUUGUCUGAGGAGGAGACAGACAGGCUAAUGGAACUGAUUGCAAAGUCCAUGGGGCUCGACGAGAACUUUAGGGAGCAAACAGACAGCAAGGCAUUGAUAAAGAAGAUAUUGGAUAAUGUUGAUGUUGAAGAAGUGGAUACCUCAGAGUCUGAUAGCGUAAGAGAGGCUGUUGAUGAUUUAUUUUUUGAUGGUGAUAGUAGUGACAUGAUGCAGGCUCUGAGUGAUUCAGAGGAAGGAAGGGAUAUGAUGCUGAGCGAGAAGAAGUUCAAGCGAGGCGAGUUUAAGGGCUGCCAAGGAGAUGGAGUGAUAAACAGUGAAAAGAAGAAGAUGGUAGGGAUUAUACAGAAGAGUGAGGUUGAUGGCAAUGAUGAGAUGGCAGCUAAGGAAGCAAUGGAGGAGGUUGACGAGAUGAAAAGAGAGUUUAAGCUUCCUGGAUUUGAAGUGAACAAAGAAAAGCAGACGAAGGAUAUAGACGCUAGUAUAGAUGACCAAGAGGAGUUCUGGUUUGAUAUUGGGAAUUUGAAGAAGGUUAGAAAGUUUGGGUCUGAUGUGAAGUUUUUUGAUGAGGAAGGAAAAGAGCUGUAA